AGGUGGCGCCUUAUUUCAAUUCUGUGGCUUAUGCUCUCGGUAUUAUAUAUAUAUAUAUAUAUAUAAUAUGUAUAUAGCUUUUGUACGUUAACCAAUGAGGCAAAUUUGAGGCCAGUGCCAGCUGAGAACUCGAAACAAAAAUUAUACUCUUCUCACUUGCUUACAGCUGCAUGUAUAUACGUGCAUAUAGAACUUUCCAAAAACGGUCACUACGGCUAGUUUAUUAAUAACAAUCGGAAAAAUGUGAACUGAUGAGAUUUUUGGUGAAUGCACGAUAAACCAGUUCAUUCGAUACAACUUGUGAAUUGUUCACGCUUGAAAGGAGCUGUUUUAUUUAUACUUUGGAGAGUUUAUGUUAGAAUUGCUUGGAUAACAAGGUUAAUCAAUUCUCCUAUUGAGCACUCUCUUCUCUGGUGUUUCUUGGGAUUCUUAUUUAGAUAGUUUAGUGCCGGCGCAAUGUCAAAGCCAGACGCUCCAAAAUUAGUGACAGCUCUAUUUACAUUCAAAGGAAGUAACAACGACGAGUUGUGUUUUAGGAAGGGGGAUGUUAUAACGAUAACACAAACCGAUGAUGGAGGAUGGUGGGAAGGUACCUUGAAUGACAAGACCGCCUGGUUCCCUUCCAACUAUGUCAAGGAGUGUCGAGCACCUGAUCCUGGACAUUCUUCCGGAAUGUCAUCGCCGGAGAAAUCAAAUGCAGAGCUUCCAGUUAUUCAUUCACGAGUGAAUAGGGAAAUUGUACUGCAAGAUUUCGUGGAUUCAGAAAGAGCCAAUGUCACGGAAAUCCAGGGUAUCGUUAAUAAUUUCCUCCAACCGUUGGAGAAGACUCAUCUAUUGACAAAGGAAGAGUUCAAACAAUUAAUAGGAAACAUUGAUGACAUUGUAGAAGUUCAUGAGUGUUUGCUAUUAAAUCUAGAGGCAAUAGCAACGCAAGGACCCGAUGCUAGAGUCGGAAAUUUAUUUCUUACUUUAGCCCCAAGACUGCAAUCAGUUCAUUUGAAGUAUUGCAGUGGCCACCCUCAGGCGGUCUGCAUUAUGGAUCGUUACCGAGAUGAACUCAAUGAUUUUAUGGAGCAAACUGGGGCUGUCACCCCAGGGAUCCUUGUCUUGACUACAGGACUCAGUAAACCAUUUAGGAGGUUGGAUAAAUAUGGUGCAAUACUUCAGGAAUUGGAAAGGCAUACAGAGAACAAUCACUUUGAUCGAGGUGAUACACAAAGGAGUAUCAGCGUUUAUAGAGAAAUAGCAGAACAAUGCAACUAUAUCCGCAAACAAAGGGAAUUAGCUCUUCAGAUUUUCACCAGCGGAAUAAAAGGUUGGGAAGGAGAGGAACUGAAUGCCCUUGGUGAAAUAUUACACGUUGGAGCUGUGACAAUAGCCGUGGGCACUGAACGACGUGACAGAUACUUCGUACUUUUUCCUAUGACUCUCCUAGUACUCAGUACAAGCUCUCGUAUGAGUUCUUUCAUCUACGAGGGAAAACUUCCUCUAACUGGUAUCGAUAUCACCUUAAUCGAAGAAACGGAGGAUUCAAAAAUUGCCUUCGAAAUUUCGGGUCCUUUCAUUGAGAGUAUCACAGUGCUUUGUAAUAACCGAGAAGAGCGCCAGCAGUGGGUCAACUUAUUGAGCCAGGAUCAGUCUCCUUCGGGCUUUUUCCAUUCGCCAACAAUAUCACAUAUAAACACUCCAUCGAAUGUAAAACAUCAGCAGAAUCUCCAGGAUCAUCAUCCUUUAGCAGAGAUUAAAUGUUGGUGGAAUCUCGCCUCACUACGACCUGCACCGCCAAUGUAUUCAACCAAGAACCAAAACAAGUCUGACAUAGUGAAUGGUUGUCAAUCUCCACGAAAUACAAACGAGCGGACAUUUGAAGAUGAUGCUAUUAUCCUGAAAGUCAUUGAGGGUUACUGUAUGAUUGUCAACAGAUUCACAAUGCAUCCUGACUAUUUCGAUGAAUCACCUAAUAAGCCUACACUAUCUUUAAUGUGUAGUAGGCACAUGGACUCCUUUAACGAGAGGACUGUGCCGGAAGCCCUUGAAACUUUGAAAAGCCAAAUGGAGAAUCUUCGAACGCAGAUGAUUCAGCUUACAAAACAACUAAACGAGGAGAAACAAUUAAGACUUUUGCUUGCUGAAACAAUCAAGCAAAGGGUCCCCGGAAUUGAGAGUUUAGUUUCUUACACUGAACGCCCUUUAAGAGAAUCUUGAGAAUCAUUGAUUGUUAAUUAUUGCUACACUUGUCUUUCAAAACUACUCUGAAAAUUCACUAAAUAUGAAGUCAAAGAAGGAAGAUAAAUAAUUUGAGGCCGUUUCUUUCUCUCAUUUACGACUUUUUCUUAUAUAAUUGUAAAAGACACUAUAUCUUCUGGAUGCUAUAAUAUGUUGAUAAACGAAGAACUAGAUAUGCUCAUCAACAAUUUCAGUCGGAAGUAUAUUACUAUUUUUUUCAACAUAACACACCGACUCUGAUCUCUGCAAAAAUGACAAUAGAAACGCAAACCUAUUGACUUGGAAAAUUAUACGAAAAUUUGCAUUUACAAUGAGAUACAAGAGUAACGUAGACAACUAGACAACAGACAACAAUUUGUUAUCCCAAUUGUACACAGAAUUGAAUAAACUACAUCAAUGAAUUCA
Messenger RNA from Fopius arisanus, 2631 nucleotides. It is a transcript of the gene RtGEF, whose product is annotated as Rho-type guanine nucleotide exchange factor. Gene Ontology annotation, cellular component: cytoplasm. The record is from RefSeq and is a predicted model, not a curated record. The transcript has 10 exons. Bases 457 to 2205 code for a protein of 582 amino acids. Gene Ontology annotation, molecular function: protein binding; guanyl-nucleotide exchange factor activity. NCBI's taxonomy places the organism in Eukaryota, Metazoa, Arthropoda, Insecta, Hymenoptera, Braconidae.